Molecule: messenger RNA, 1683 nt
Organism: Didymodactylos carnosus
Lineage: Eukaryota; Metazoa; Rotifera; Eurotatoria; Philodinida; Philodinidae
Source: the annotation of a GenBank genome assembly
AUGGAUUCGUCUGGAAUGGGUUCAAAUUCAGUAUGGUUACAGCAGAACGUAAGGAAUGAACCACUAGUAUCAUUUGACACUUCUCAUGAAACAUUUAGUAAUCAACACAAUGAUAAAGCUUUGAGAAAACGUAAAUUCUUCUCAACUGAGCUAGAAGAUAGGCAAGUGAUUGUACCGUCAAACAAAAUCUUUGUGACGGAAGAGAAAAUAGAAAAAGAACUUGAAACGAUCCCAUUAAAACUGUCGAAUAACACUACUAGCGUAAACAAUUCUCUGGCGGCACCGUUAACUGAAAUGAACAAUCAAAACGGACAAUCGCCAAUUAUUAAUGAAUUAGGAGAAGAUAAUGAUGAAUUUAGUACUCAAACAGACUCGCCUGAUCUUGCUAGAAAAUCAGUUACGGUGAUAGAUGAUGAAGAUGAUAAUGAUGAGCGAGCAACGGUAGAUGAUAUACAACGAUUAGAAUUACAUCAGUUUAUCAAGGACAGUUGGAAAAAAAAUGGGGGUUUUGUUAAUACAGAAGAAACGAGUUUAUUAAAUCGAUUAUUUGAAAUGGAAAGAAAAAAAUUAUCAAUGCAAUUGGUGCCAUAUAUGCCUGUGAUACCAUCGAAUGUGAAAAAUAAUAACGUAGCACAAUCUAACACAUCUGUUAAUUUUGAAAAACAAGUUGUCGAUGACAAGGAUAAUUCAACAACGAUUAUCAAUAAUGAACAUCAAUUAAAUAAUAACGAAAAUAUAGAUCAUAGUCAUUUAUUUAAAAAACCAUUUUCUCUUAACCUACCACCAUUACCUGAUGUUUAUACCGUCGAAGAACCGCCAGAAAUUGACGAAAUAAUACAAGGAACAAUGAAAAGGAGUUAUUCUCAAUCGGCAAACGAUAGUAAUAAUUUGUCAAUUGUUGAGAUUAAAGACGAUAUGCCGUCAAAAUUAUUUUGUAAUACAUCCACUAAUGGUUAUAUAGGCCAAGAAUCACAACCACUCCAUUUUAUUAGUGAGCCACCAACAUUAAGAACAAGUGUAGCGACUACACAUACACAAUUCAAUAUAACCAGAGUUCGUGAUUGUUUUGUCAAUUGUAUACAAGCAGAUGGUUCAUUAUUAAUUAAUGAAUAUAAAAAUGCCUAUGAAGAAUUAUGCACCUUUGUGUCAUCACUUGGUGUUGUGUUUGAUUUUGCCACAAAAGAUUUACGUAAUAAAUUACUCAUAUUAGAGGAACAUUUGAAGAUAGAUCCGACAAAUUAUGAAACAAUUCAGAAAAUGGUUGAUUAUGAAGUGAGAACAGGACGAUGUAGAACAAAAGAACUGUUGACAAAAAUGGAAGCUGGUAAACCAUUACCCAAUGGUUGUCGAACAUUAUUACGUUUACAUCGUGCAUUAGGAUUUAUAAAAUUAUUUUUGAGUGAAAUGCGUCUGGCACCGACCGACGCGAGUAGUGCUAAAAUAGCUUGGAAUGCGUAUACAAGCACAUUGGGUCGUUAUCAUGCAUGGAUUAUUCAACAGACAAUACAUGCUGCAAUAAAAUUAACUAUACCUACUCGAGAACAAUUAAUAGAAAAAAUGAUUUGUAAUCGAAGUGCGGAAGAAUUAGAUGCAAUAGCUAGGGAUUUGGUUGAAGCAUGUAAUAAAAUUGAACAAACGACGCAAGAUUUAUAUGAAAAAAACAAUUUGUUAAAUUUAACUUAG